Messenger RNA from Haemorhous mexicanus (house finch), 13568 nucleotides. RefSeq names its product mucin-5B-like. The coding region runs from base 1 to 13428 and encodes 4475 amino acids. Gene Ontology annotation, molecular function: protein binding. Lineage: Eukaryota; Metazoa; Chordata; Aves; Passeriformes; Fringillidae. The record is from RefSeq and is a predicted model, not a curated record. Gene Ontology annotation, cellular component: extracellular matrix. The transcript has 39 exons.
AUGGAUAAUUCAGAAGAGAAACACGCUGCUAAUCCUGCUCACAAUGGCCGUGUGUGCAGCACAUGGGGCAACUUCCACUUCAAGACCUUCGACGGGGACAUAUUCACCUUCCCUGGGCUCUGUAAUUACGUUUUUGCCUCCCACUGCAACGCUGCCUAUGAGGACUUCAACAUCCAGAUUAGGCGUGAAGUGGUGGCAAACACUCCAACAAUCAGCCACAUCACCAUGAAACUCGAAGGUGUUGUUGCCGAACUAACAAAAGAUGCUGUCAUAGUCGAUGGCAAUGGAGUUCAACUGCCCUAUAGUCAAUCUGGUAUUACGAUAGAGAAGAGCAGCAUUUAUGUGAAAGUUGGCAGCAAAGUCGGUGUUGUGUUAUUGUGGAAUGAAAAGGACAGCAUUCUGCUGGAAUUGAAUGAGAAAUAUGCCAACCAGACUUGUGGACUUUGUGGUGACUUCAAUGGCUUUCCCAUAUACAAUGAGUUCAUUUCAAACAAUAUUCAGAUGACAGCCUUGCAGUUUGGGAAUCUGCAGAAAAUGGAUGGGCCAACAGAACACUGUGAAGAUGCCACUUCUCUCCCGACAUAUAACUGCUCUGAUCUCGAUGACAUAUGCGAGAAAACAUUGACCAGCUCUGCAUUUGCAGACUGUAAUGACCUAGUUGAUGUUAAAGACUACAUUAAGGCUUGCCAAGAUGACUUGUGCCGCUCUGAAGAAUCUGAAAACAGCUCAUGCAUCUGUGACACCUUUGCUGAGUACUCCCGGCAGUGUGCUCAUGCUGGUGGGCAGCCCCUGGACUGGAGGACUUCAAAACUGUGCCCCAAGACGUGUCCUUACAACAUGCAGUACCAGGAGUGCAACUCCCCCUGUACUGAUACCUGCACGAAUCCUGAACGAUCUCUGUUUUGUGAAGAACACUGUAUUGAUGGCUGUUUCUGCCCCCCAGGGACUGUAUUUGAUGACAUCAACAAUUCUGGCUGCAUUCCCCAGCAGGAGUGCUCCUGUAUUUACAACAGCAGAACCUAUGCUACAGGAGCUUCUUUUUCAGAACCAUGCCAGACCUGUACCUGUAAUGGAGGCCAGUGGAGCUGCCAAGACAAGUCAUGCCCAGGAACAUGCUCUGUAGUGGGAGGUUCCCACAUUUCCACCUAUGAUAAGAAACAGUAUGAUCACCAUGGAGACUGCACCUACGUCCUCUCUAAGGACUGUAAAGAUGAAAAAUUUACCAUCCUGGCAGAACUACGCAAGUGUGGCCUGACCGACACUGAGACCUGCCUGAAGUCAGUGACACUCAACAUGAAUAAAGGACAAACUAUCGUGGAGGUCAAACCUGAUGGCGGUGUGUUUGUGAACUCCAUCUAUACCCAGCUGCCCAUGUCAGCAGCUAAUGUCACCAUGUUCAGACCUUCCUCAUUCUUCAUGAUCAUGGACACAAGCUUUGGCGUGCAGGUUGAAGUGCAGUUCACACCCGUGAUGCAAGUGUUUGUGCGUCUGGAUGCUUCUUUCAAAAACCAGACUUGUGGUCUCUGUGGAAAUUUCAAUAACAUCCAAACUGAUGACUUCGAGGUCAUAAGUGGAAUAAUUGAAGGAACAGCAUCAGCAUUUGCUAAUACAUGGAAAACUCAGGCUUCAUGCCCUAAUAUCCAGCAGAGUUUUGAGAAUCCUUGUGCACUCAGCAUUGAUAAUGAAAAAUACGCCCAGCAUUGGUGUGGACUGCUCACUAACAGCACAGGACCUUUUGCUGCUUGUCACUAUGCAGUGAAUCCCGCUGUUUACCACACGAACUGCAUGUUUGACACGUGUAACUGUGAAAAUAGUGAGGACUGUCUGUGUGCAGCUCUGUCUGCCUAUGUGAGAGCUUGUGCUGCAAAAGGAAUCCAGCUGCAGGGAUGGAGGACUGAUGUCUGCACAAAAUACACCACCUCAUGUCCCAAAUCCCUGAGCUACAGCUAUACCAUCUCUUCCUGCCAACCCACCUGCCGCUCUCUGAGUGAGCCUGAUGUCACAUGCAACAUUAAGUUCAUCCCAGUUGACGGCUGCACCUGCGUAAAUGGAACUUACAUGGAUGACAGUGGCAAAUGUGUGCCUGCUAAUGAAUGCCCCUGCUACUACAAAGGAUCUCCUAUACAAUUUGGAGAAGUGGUCCAUGAAAAUGGGCGUGUAUGCACUUGUGUCGAGGGAAGACUGAAUUGCAUUGGAGCAUCAAAUCCAACUUCAGUCUGUGAAUCUCCCAUGGUCUACUUUGACUGUGAAAACAACACGGCAGGAACACCUGGAGCAGAAUGCCAAAAAAGUUGCCAGACUCUGGAUAUGCAGUGUUAUAGCUCACAAUGUACUUCUGGCUGCAUAUGCCCAGAUGGGCUUGUGUUAGAUGGGAAUGGUGGUUGUAUUCCUGAAGAGGAAUGUCCAUGUAUUCACAAUGAAGCCAUGUAUCAGCCUGGGGAAAAGAUCAGCUUCGACUGUAACACCUGUGUAUGCAAGAAUAGGAAGUGGGAAUGUACCAAAGAUCAAUGUCUGGGCACUUGUGCUGUUUAUGGAGAUGGUCAUUAUAAUACCUUUGAUGACAAAAGUUUCAGCUUCAAUGGAAACUGUGAAUACACACUAGUCCAGGACCACUGUGGGAAAAGUGGCACAGUCAAUGGGACCUUCAGUGUUGCCACUGAAAAUGUUCCCUGUGGCAACACUGGGACAACUUGCUCAAAGUCCAUCAAAGUUUUCUUAGAGAGCUAUGAACUGAUCCUUAGUGAAGAGCGUGUCAGUGUCAUAAAGAGAGGACAGGAUGAUGAGGUGCCAUACACAGUCCGCUCUAUGGGGAUGUACCUGGUAAUUGAGACCAAAAGUGGACUGAUCCUCAUGUGGGACAAGAAAACCAGCAUCUUCAUCAAACUCAGCCCUGGUUUCAAGGGCCAGGUCUGUGGUCUCUGUGGAAAUUAUGAUGGCAACAGCGUCAAUGACUUUACUACGAGGAGUCAAUCUGUAGUAGAGAAUGUCCUAGAGUUUGGAAACAGCUGGAAGGUAUCCUCUACAUGCCCUGAUGCUGCCAGUGUCAAGGACCCGUGUUCUACCAACCCUUAUCGGAAGUCCUGGUCAGAGAAGCAGUGUAGCAUCAUCAACAGCAAUGUCUUUGCUGCCUGUCACUCUCAGGUUGAACCAGCAAAAUAUUACCAAGCAUGUGUGACAGAUGCUUGUGCCUGUGACACUGGAGGAGACUGUGAUUGCUUCUGUACAGCUGUAGCUGCCUAUGCUCAAGCAUGUAGUGAAGUUGGUGUCUGCAUAGCCUGGAGAAGCCCAACAAUUUGUCCACUGUUCUGUGAUUACUACAAUCAGCAAGGAGAAUGUGAAUGGCACUAUAAGCCUUGUGGUGCUUCCUGUAUGAAGACCUGUAAGAACCCAAGUGGAAAAUGCCUCAAUGACCUGUCAGGUUUAGAAGGCUGCUACCCUAACUGCCCACCAGACAAGCCAUAUUUUAAUGAGGAUCAGAUGAAGUGUGUUAGUCUCUGUGACUGUUAUGAUGACGAAGAUGGAAAGAUAUAUAAGCGAGAUGAAUGUAAUAUAUGUGAGUGCACAUCAGAAGGUUUACACUGCAAGUUCGAUGAUAAAGCCUGCAACUGCAUUUAUGAAGGGAAUAGCUAUAAAUAUGGUGAACUCAUCUACAACACCACAGAUGGAACUGGAUGGUGUAUCAGUGCAACAUGCGAUGUCAAUGGAACAAUAAGCAGAAGCAUCUUUAAAUGCGGCAUUUUUACAACAACCCCAUUUACAUUUUCCACAAGUCAGCCCACAACUACUGCUUCAGAAAUGACAACGGCAACACCAGUGACAACUGUAUGUGUGAAAAAUGUCUGUGUGUGGUCAGAAUGGUAUGAUUCCACUCAGCCUGAAAACAAAGAGGACAGUGGAGAUUAUGAAACAUAUCAAAAUCUCAAGGAUAAAGGAUACAGUGUGUGUACAAACCCAAGCGAUGUUCAAUGCAGAGCCAAAGAAUACCCAUAUACUGAAAUUACCAACCUUAACCAAACAAUAGAGUGUAGUCAAAGCAGAGGAUUAAUAUGCAAUAACAAGGACCAAGAAUCCAAGCAGUGCUAUAAUUAUGAAAUCAGAAUGUCAUGCUGCAGAUACAUACCGUGUUCAGAAGCACAAACUACAACACCCACAACUACAACAGAAUUCACAACUACUGCUCUAGAAUCAACACCAUUUACAGUACAGACAACAAAAAUACCAACAACACAAAACCAAGAAAGAACAACUCAGAGCAAAACAUCAGUAACAGCAACAUCACAAGUUUCAACAACAGGUUACCAAUUCAUAACUAGUACAGCAGGAACCUCCACUGUGGUAACCCAAGCUCCAUCAUCACCCAAUACCAUCUCCACUCUCCCGGAAUCAACACUACAAACAACAUCUGGCACCACCAUAAUAUCUAGUACUACUGCCCUGCCAACGCAAGGCACGACUGUCACUACACCCGGACCAAGAGUGACAACCCAAGGUACCACCAGCACUGCCAGCACCUCCACAACCACCAGGGAAAUCAGCACUACAUCUACAGAAGGAACUCUUCCAACUGCACUAUCCACUGUUGCUAUUCAAACAACAUCAACAAUUACGGCCUCCACAGCUGAAACAAUAAAAACCACCAGUGGCACCACAUCUGGCCCCAGCACCACGGGCUCAGCUGGACAGGAAACAACCACCAUCGCUACCACCACCAGCACCUCUCCCACGCAGACUGAAGGCACAACCACCACCACCCCACCCACAACAACAGUGCCCACGACAGCCGCCACCACUAUCCGCAUCUCCAAUAGCACAGACAACUGCGUGGUGGAGAGCUGUGCCUGGACAGUCUGGUUCAAUGUGGACUCCCCUAGUGCAGGCAGCGAAAAUGGAGAUUUAGAGACAUUUGAAAACAUCAGAGCUGCUGGGUAUGAAUUCUGUGAGAAGCCACAAGACAUCAAGUGCCGAGCUAAAGACUACCCUGACACGGUUGUGGAAACAAUGGAACAGAAAUUUGACUGCAGCCUUGACAGGGGGCUUGUGUGCAGAAAUAAGGAUCAGACUCUCAAGUACCCCAUGUGCUUUGACUACGAGGUCUCAGUGCUGUGCUGUGACCGAAAACAGUGCCAGACAACAGUACCAACCCCAGCAACCACUGUAAGCACCUCCACAAUACACUUCCCAGCAGAAACUACCACAGUAGCAAAACAACCUGCAGCAACACCAACUGCUGUCCCCACACUUCCACAGCGAGAAACAACCACCACCGUAGGAACAACAAGUACCCUCUCAACACAAGGCACCACCAUCAUCAGCCCAAGAUACACAGAGCCUGUGAAAAUAACAACCACCAUAGGCACCACGGCUGUCCCCAGCACCACAGCUUCAGUCAGAGAAAGCACAACCAUCAUCUCUAGCACCACCAGUACCUCUCCCCCUCAGACUGAAGGUACAACCACCAUCAUCCCAACAACAACAACAAGAGUGCCUACUUCUGCCACCAGCACUGCCAGCACCUCCAGGACAACUGCAGCAAGCACCACAACAACCUCUGCUCCAGGAGAAACCUCCACUGUGGCAACCCAGGCUCCAACAUCUCCCACAACACCCUCUGAAAUUAAAAUAACAACCACAACAGGCACCACAGCUCGCCCCAGCACGAUGGGCUCAACCAGAGGGGAAACAACCAUCAUCACUACCACCACCAGCACCUCACCCCCUCAGACUGAAGGCACAACCACCAUCAUCCCAGCAACAACAACAAGAGUGCCUACUUCUGCCACCAGCACUGCCAGCACCUCACGCACUACCGAGAGAAGUACCACAAGAACCUCUGCCACCUCUGCUCCAGGAGAAACCUCCACUGUGGCAACCCAGGCUCCAACAUCUCCCACAACACCCUCUGAAAUUAAAAUAACAACCACAACAGGUACCACAUCUGGCCCCAGCACCACGGGCUCAGCUGGACAGGAAACAACCAUCAUCGCUACCACCACCAGCACCUCUCCCCCUCAGACUGAAGGCACAACCACCACCACCCCACCCACAACAACAGAGCCCACGACAGCCGCCACCACUAUCCGCAUCUCCAAUAGCACAGACAACUGCGUGGUGGAGAGCUGUGCCUGGACAGUCUGGUUCAAUGUGGACUCCCCUAGUGCAGGCAGCGAAAAUGGAGAUUUAGAGACAUUUGAAAACAUCAGAGCUGCUGGGUAUGAAUUCUGUGAGAAGCCACAAGACAUCAAGUGCCGAGCUAAAGACUACCCUGACACGGUUGUGGAAACAAUGGAACAGAAAUUUGACUGCAGCCUUGACAGGGGGCUUGUGUGCAGAAAUAAGGAUCAGACUCUCAAGUACCCCAUGUGCUUUGACUACGAGGUCUCAGUGCUGUGCUGUGACCGAAAACAGUGCCAGACAACAGUACCAACCCCAGCAACCACUGUAAGCACCUCCACAAUACACUUCCCAGCAGAAACUAGAACAGUAGCAACACAACCUGCAGCAACACCAACUGCUGUCCCCACACUUCCACAGCGAGCAACAACCACCACCGUAGGAACAACAAGUACCCUCUCAACGCAAGGCACCACCAUCGUCAGCCCAAGAUACACAGAGCCUGUGAAAAUAAAAACCACCAUAGCCACCACGGCUGUCCCCAGCACCACAGCUUCAGUCAGAGAAAGCACAACCAUCAUCUCUAGCACCACCAGUACCUCUCCCCCUCAGACUGAAGGUACAACCACCAUCAUCCCAACAACAACAACAAGAGUGCCUACUUCUGCCACCAGCACCGCCAGCACCUCAAGCACUACCAAGAGAAGUACCACAAGAACCUCUGCCACCUCUGCUCCAGGAGAAACCUCCACUGUGGCAACCCAGGCUCCAACAUCUCCCACAACACCCUCUGAAAUUAAAAUAACAACCACAACAGGCACCACAGCUCGCCCCAGCACGAUGGGCUCAACCAGAGGGGAAACAACCAUCAUCGCAACCACCACCAGCACCUCUCCCCCUCAGACUGAAGGCACAACCACCAUCAUCCCAACAACAAGAGUGCCUACUUCUGCCACCAGCACUGCCAGCACCUCACGCACUACCGAGAGAAGUACCACAAGAACCUCUGCCACCUCUGCUCCAGGAGAAACCUCCACUGUGGCAACCCAGACUCCAACAUCUCCCACAACACCCUCUGAAAUUAAAAUAACAACCACAACAGGUACCACAUCUGGCCCCAGCACCACGGGCUCAGCUGGACAGGAAACAACCAUCACCGCUACCACCACCAGCACCUCACCCCCUCAGACUGAAGGCACAACCACCACCACCCCACCCACAACAACAGUGCCCACGACAGCCGCCACCACUAUCCGCAUCUCCAAUAGCACAGACAACUGCGUGGUGGAGAGCUGUGCCUGGACAGUCUGGUUCAAUGUGGACUCCCCUAGUGCAGGCAGCGAAAAUGGAGAUUUAGAGACAUUUGAAAACAUCAGAGCUGCUGGGUAUGAAUUCUGUGAGAAGCCACAAGACAUCAAGUGCCGAGCUAAAGACUACCCUGACACGGUUGUGGAAACAAUGGAACAGAAAUUUGACUGCAGCCUUGACAGGGGGCUUGUGUGCAGAAAUAAGGAUCAGACUCUCAAGUACCCCAUGUGCUUUGACUACGAGGUCUCAGUGCUGUGCUGUGACCGAAAACAGUGCCAGACAACAGUACCAACCCCAGCAACCACUGUAAGCACCUCCACAAUACACUUCCCAGCAGAAACUAGAACAGUAGCAACACAACCUGCAGCAACACCAACUGCUGAGCCCACACUUCCACAGCGAGCAACAACCACCACCGUAGGAACAACAAGUACCCUCUCAACACAAGGCACCACCAUCGUCAGCCCAAGAUACACAGAGCCUGUGAAAAUAACAACCACCAUAGGCACCACGGCUGUCCCCAGCACCACAGCUUCAGUCAGAGAAAGCACAACCAUCAUCUCUACCUCCACCAGCACCUCUCCCCCUAAGACUGAAGGUACAACCACCAUCAUCCCAACAACAACAACAAGAGUGCCUACUGCUGCCACCAGCACUGCCAGCACCUCCAGGACUACCGAGAGAAGUACCACAAGAACCUCUGCCACCUCUGCUCCAGGAGAAACCUCCACUGUGGCAACCCAGGCUCCAACAUCUCCCACAACACCCUCUGAAAUUAAAAUAACAACCACAACAGGCACCACAGCUCGCCCCAGCACGAUGGGCUCAACUAGAGGGGAAACAACCAUCAUUGCUACCACCACCAGCACCUCUCCCCCUCAGACUGAAGGCACAACCACCACAACCCCACCCACAACAACAGUGCCUACUUCUGCCACCAGCACUGCCAGCACCUCAAGGACAACUGCAGCAAGCACCACAACAACCUCUGCUCCAGGAGAAACCUCCACUGUGGCAACCCAGGCUCCAACAUCUCCCACAACACCCUCUGAAAUUAAAAUAACAACCACAACAGGCACCACAGCUCGCCCCAGCACGAUGGGCUCAACCAGAGGGGAAACAACCAUCAUCACUACCACCACCAGCACCUCACCCCCUCAGACUGAAGGCACAACCACCAUCAUCCCAACAACAAGAGUGCCUACUUCUGCCACCAGCACUGCCAGCACCUCACGCACUACCGAGAGAAGUACCACAAGAACCUCUGCCACCUCUGCUCCAGGAGAAACCUCCACUGUGGCAACCCAGGCUCCAACAUCUCCCACAACACCCUCUGAAAUUAAAAUAACAACCACAACAGGCACCACAGCUCGCCCCAGCACGAUGGGCUCAACCAGAGGGGAAACAACCAUCAUCACUACCACCACCAGCACCUCACCCCCUCAGACUGAAGGCACAACCACCAUCAUCCCAACAACAAGAGUGCCUACUUCUGCCACCAGCACUGCCAGCACCUCACGCACUACCGAGAGAAGUACCACAAGAACCUCUGCCACCUCUGCUCCAGGAGAAACCUCCACUGUGGCAACCCAGACUCCAACAUCUCCCACAACACCCUCUGAAAUUAAAAUAACAACCACAACAGGUACCACAUCUGGCCCCAGCACCACGGGCUCAGCUGGACAGGAAACAACCACCAUCGCUACCACCACCAGCACCUCUCCCCCUCAGACUGAAGGCACAACCACCACCACCCCACCCACAACAACAGUGCCCACGACAGCCGCCACCACUAUCCGCAUCUCCAAUAGCACAGACAACUGCGUGGUGGAGAGCUGUGCCUGGACAGUCUGGUUCAAUGUGGACUCCCCUAGUGCAGGCAGCGAAAAUGGAGAUUUAGAGACAUUUGAAAACAUCAGAGCUGCUGGGUAUGAAUUCUGUGAGAAGCCACAAGACAUCAAGUGCCGAGCUAAAGACUACCCUGACACGGUUGUGGAAACAAUGGAACAGAAAUUUGACUGCAGCCUUGACAGGGGGCUUGUGUGCAGAAAUAAGGAUCAGAUUCUCAGGUACCCCAUGUGCUUUGACUACGAGGUCUCAGUGCUGUGCUGUGACCGAAAACAGUGCCAGACAACAGUACCAACCCCAGCAACCACUGUAAGCACCUCCACAAUACACUUCCCAGCAGAAACUAGAACAGUAGCAACACAACCUGCAGCAACACCAACUGCUGUCCCCACACUUCCACAGCGAGCAACAACCACCACCGUAGGAACAACAAGUACCCUCUCAACGCAAGGCACCACCAUCGUCAGCCCAAGAUACACAGAGCCUGUGAAAAUAACAACCACCAUAGGCACCACGGCUGUCCCCAGCACCACAGCUUCAGUCAGAGAAAGCACAACCAUCAUCUCUAGCACCACCAGUACCUCUCCCCCUCAGACUGAAGGUACAACCACCAUCAUCCCAACAACAACAAGAGUGCCUACCCCAACCACCAGCACUGCCAGCACCUCCAGGACUACCGAGAGAAGUACCACAAGAACCUCUGCCACCUCUGCUCCAGGAGAAAUCUCCACUGUGGCAACCCAGGCUCCAACAUCUCCCACAACACCCUCUGAAAUUAAAAUAACAACCACAACAGGUACCACAGCUCGCCCCAGCACAAUGGGCUCAACCAGAGGGGAAACAACCAUCAUUGCUACCACCACCAGCACCUCUCCCCCUCAGACUGAAGGCACAACCACCACAACCCCACCCACAACAACAGUGCCUACUUCUGCCACCAGCACUGCCAGCACCUCAAGGACAACUGCAGCAAGCACCACAACAACCUCUGCUCCAGGAGAAACCUCCACUGUGGCAACCCAGGCUCCAACAUCUCCCACAACACCCUCUGAAAUUAAAAUAACAACCACAACAGGCACCACAGCUCGCCCCAGCACGAUGGGCUCAACCAGAGGGGAAACAACCAUCAUCACUACCACCACCAGCACCUCACCCCCUCAGACUGAAGGCACAACCACCAUCAUCCCAGCAACAACAACAAGAGUGCCUACUUCUGCCACCAGCACUGCCAGCACCUCACGCACUACCGAGAGAAGUACCACAAGAACCUCUGCCACCUCUGCUCCAGGAGAAACCUCCACUGUGGCAACCCAGGCUCCAACAUCUCCCACAACACCCUCUGAAAUUAAAAUAACAACCACAACAGGUACCACAUCUGGCCCCAGCACCACGGGCUCAGCUGGACAGGAAACAACCAUCAUCGCUACCACCACCAGCACCUCACCCCCUCAGACUGAAGGCACAACCACCACCACCCCACCCACAACAACAGUGCCCACGACAGCCGCCACCACUAUCCGCAUCUCCAAUAGCACAGACAACUGCGUGGUGGAGAGCUGUGCCUGGACAGUCUGGUUCAAUGUGGACUCCCCUAGUGCAGGCAGCGAAAAUGGAGAUUUAGAGACAUUUGAAAACAUCAGAGCUGCUGGGUAUGAAUUCUGUGAGAAGCCACAAGACAUCAAGUGCCGAGCUAAAGACUACCCUGACACGGUUGUGGAAACAAUGGAACAGAAAUUUGACUGCAGCCUUGACAGGGGGCUUGUGUGCAGAAAUAAGGAUCAGAUUCUCAAGUACCCCAUGUGCUUUGACUACGAGGUCUCAGUGCUGUGCUGUGACCGAAAACAGUGCCAGACAACAGUACCAACCCCAGCAACCACUGUAAGCACCUCCACAAUACACUUCCCAGCAGAAACUAGAACAGUAGCAACACAACCUGCAGCAACACCAACUGCUGUCCCCACACUUCCACAGCGAGCAACAACCACCACCGUAGGAACAACAAGUACCCUCUCAACACAAGGCACCACCAUCAUCAGCCCAAGAUACACAGAGCCUGUGAAAAUAACAACCACCAUUGGCACCACGGCUGUCCCCAGCACCACAGCUUCAGUCAGAGAAAGCACAACCAUCAUCUCUAGCACCACCAGCACGUCUCCUUCUCAGACUGAAGGUACAACCACCAUCAUCCCAACAACAACAACAAGAGUGCCUACCCCAGCCACCGGCACUGCCAGCACCUCCACAACCACGAGGGAAAUCAGCACUAUAUCUACAGAAAAAACUCUUCCAACUGUAUUACCCAGUGUUGUUAUUCAGACAACAUCAACUAUUACUGCCUCCACGGAUAAAAUAAAAUUAGGAACCACUGCCGGCACCACCUUUGGCCCCAGCACGAUGGGCUCAACCAGAGGGGAAACAACCAUCAUCACUACCACCGCCAGCACCUCUCCCCCUCAGACUGAAGGUACAACCACCAUCAUCCUACCCACAACAACAGUGCCUACUUCUGCCACCAGCACUGCCAGCACCUCCAGGACAACUGCAGCAAGCACCACAACAACCUCUGCUCCAGGAGAGACCUCCACUGUGGCAACCCAGGCUCCAACAUCUCCCACAACACCCUCUGAAGUUAAAAUAACAACCACAACAGGCACCACAGCUCACCCCAGCACCACAGGCUCAGCCGGACAGGAAACAACCAUCAUCACUACCACCAUCAGCCCUGCCUCCACUUCACCUGAAAUAACAUUAAUAACCACUUCUGGCCCCUCAGCUGUGCUCACUACCACUCUUCCUCAGUCUGGAAGUACCACAGUAGCUUCAACUGGUACAUCACAAUCAAGUCAUGUUACAACAAGCACUCCUGCAACCUUCAGUUCUUCUACCAGCACAUCUGUUACAUCCAGCAAAAUACCUCCAUGCUUUUGUCAUGUGUUUGAAACUUUAUUUUCUCCUGGGGAAGUGGUAUACAACAGAACAGAUAGAGCUGGCUGUAAUUUUUAUGCACUUUGCAGCAAGGAAUGUGAGAUUGAGCCCUUCCACGGGCCAUGUCCUGUGACAACCCCUGCUCCUUCAGUCGCCUCCUCAACUACAUCACAAGCUGCCUCACCAACCACAGCAACAACCACCACAACUUCAGUAGAAAGAAACUGCACUGAUGUCAAUCCUGCACGAAAGCCUGGAGAAGAGUGGGUGGAUGAAUGCCAGAAAUGUGUCUGUGACUCCCUCACUGCUACUGUGCAAUGCCAGCCACUCCCAUGCCAAACAGCUCAGCAAACAACUUGUGACCUGGGAUUUGUUUCCAUGGCUGUACUGCCACAAAAAGACCCAUGUUGUCCUGCAUUUAAAUGUCAACCAAUACCUGAUGUCUGUGUGAUUAAUGAAACGUUGUACACGGUUGGAAAGUCAGUAGUAAUCAAUUCAUGUAAGAAGUGUACCUGCAGUUCUGAGAAGGAUCCAGAGACUAAUGCAAACAUUAUGCAUUGUGAAACAGUUGAGUGUGAGACAUCUUGCCCACUGGGUUACCAAUACAUGACUGCGGAAGGAGAGUGCUGUGGGAAGUGUAUUGAAGUAGCUUGCAAAGUCAAACUUAGUAACGGCACUAUUCAUGUCCUCUAUGUUAAUGAGAUCCUGCCACUCGAUCAGUGCAGCCACUACAAAUGUGAAAAAGUUGAAGAUCAGUUUGUUGCAGUCCAAACUAAAAGAGUAUGCCCAGAGCACGACCCUGAAGAGUGCGAUCCUGACGAAACAGAGUUUACAUCUGAUGGCUGCUGCAAAAUAUGUAAACCUAAAAGCUGCAAGGUUCACACGAAGGAAACUGUGAUCCGCCAUGCUGACUGUGAGUCUUCUGAAUCUGUUGAGCUCUCGUAUUGUGAUGGAACUUGUCCUGGCUCCUCAAUGUACUCUUUUGAAGCAAACCAGAUGGAACACAAUUGUGGUUGCUGCCAGGAACUUGGCACCCAAACAAGAGAGGUGACCCUGACUUGUCAAAAUGGAACCAGCAUAAAUUAUACCUAUCUCUACGUGGAAACCUGCCAGUGUGUGAAUGCUUGCUCUUCAGAAACCACUGCAGCACCUGACUCCCAAUUCCAACAAUCUAGAAAAUAUGGCUCCCAAAUGCAACAGGCUGUAUCACUUGGUUCCCAAUGGCAACUCAGCUGAGAAUAUGAUCACUGGAAAAAGAAAGCAGAGACCCUAGAGAAGCUGGAAUCAUGUCUUCCCCAAAAUAACUUGUGCUCCUUCUUUAACACUCUUUUUUCAUGACUUACUUGUAAAAAAAAUUAAAAAAGAGGUCAAUUAAA